AAUGAAUUUGUAACGCUUGAGCGAUUGUUUGAUGCGGAAAUGCAAGUGAAUUGAGUGAAAUUGUGUUAAAGUAUUACAAUGGAUCUGUCGCCAGACGAGGAACACUUCCAAGGACGGCUCCUACAUCAGGCGGCGCUAUGGGACAACCUGGAGCUGCUGGAGGAGCUGCUGGCGGGCGGCGCGGAGGUGGACGCGCGUGACGCCCACAUGCGCAGCGCGCUGCACGCGGCCGCGCUCGCCGAGCGGAGCCGCUGCCUGCCCGCGCUGUGUGCGGCCGGUGCUGACGUCGACGCCCGCUCCGACCACGAGACGGGGGGCAUGACAGCGCUUCACACGGCCGCCGAGCGCGGACACGUCGAAAACGUCAAAGCGCUGCUGACCGCUGGCGCUGAUCUCAGCGGGGUGACAGCCAGCGGGGAGACGGCGCUCGCACUCGCCGAGAGGGGGAGACAUCGACACGCCGCGAUGGCGCUGAGAGAGGCGAAGGAUGCAUUGGAAAGGGAGCGCGUGUCGCAGCAUGCUCAGCUGCGCGAGCUGGUGGUGCGUGGGGAUGCGACGGCGCUCCAGACCAGACUGACGGAACUUGGAUCAGCCGCUGGCAUUGUCGCCAACCUCACUCCCGGGGGCGCGAAUACGCUCUUAUAUGUCGCCUCCGAGCUGGGAGCGACCGCGGCCGCUGCGGCGCUGGUGGAGGCCGGCGCCGACGGCCGCGCGCACCCCGUCACGCGCUACGGACCGCUCUACAUCGCCUGUUACCAUGGACAUCUGGACAUCGCGCAGCUGUUGCUCCAACACUUCCCAGAAGCGAUACAGCAAGAGACCGUGGAGAAGUGGCUGCCGCUCCACGCAGCCUGUAUCGGCGGUCACCCCGCGCUCGUCACGCUGCUGCUGGAGUAUCCCUAUCCCGAGCACUUGCUCAACACAUAUACAGACGCGAGCGGCAAGUGGCAGUACCGGCUCGCGUUCGACGUGAACGCGCGCGACGCGAGCGGCCAGACGGCGCUGUACGUGGCCUGCACGCUCGGCAACGCCGCCGUCGUCGACGCGCUGCUGGCGCACACCGUGCCCGUGCACCAGCCUCAAACGACGAGCGCAGAACCCGUCCCGGUCCCGGUCCCGGUCCCGGUGCAGGUGCCGGCCGUGCAGAGUCCGCAACGAGCGGGCAUCUCGCUCGGGAUACACGCCAUCGUCAGCAAGCUCACCGGCGCCGCGAACAAGGCGAGCGCGGCGCCGGGCGCGGGCGCGGGCGCGGCGGGCGACGCGCUGCGCGUGCGCACCGUGCGCGCGGAGGCGGCGCGCGGCGCCGACAGCUGCGUGGCGUGCGCGGCGCGGCUCAACCACGCGCGCGUGCUGCGCCGCCUGCUCGCCGCCGGCGCGCGCCCCGACGCCGCCGCCGCGCCGCCGCCGCCGGAGUCGGAGGGUCGCGAGGCGCGGCGGCGCUCGCGCAGCGCGUCCGUCACGCGCACGCGCGCCUCCCCCUCGCCCUCGCCCUCCCCCGCCCGCUCCGCCUACAGCGACGACCGAGACGGCCCGUGGACCGCCCUGGCGGUGGCGGCGCGAGCGAAGCACGUGCAGGUGGUGGAGAUGCUGCUGGCGGCCGGAGCCACCGACCCCGGCGGCAGGGCGCUGCGCGAGUGCGCCCGCCACGGCCUGUCGGAGCUGCUCGCCGCGCUGCUCGCCACCAAGGCCUACCCCGACCCCGACUACAAGCUGGACAAGUCGCGCGUGUCGCAGAGCGUGCUGAGCGCGCGGGACGCGGACCCCGCGCUGUCGUACAGCGCGCGCUGCCCCACCACGCCCGUCAUGGUGAACUGGCGGGAGCUGCGCUGCCAGCUGGCGCGCCUGCGCAUGAGCUGGCUGGCGAGCGCCGCGCUGCGCGUCAACCCGCGCCUGGGCGCCGCCGGCAGCGCCGCGCUGGCCGUCACCCGCCUCGAGCUGGCCAACAACGAGCUGCGCCUGCUGCCCCGCGAGCUGUUCUCGCUGCUCAGUCUGAGAUAUCUCAACGUGGCGCAGAACAAGCUGGAACGUCUGCCGACGGCGGAGGACCCGUUCGAGGACGAGGUGGAGGGCCGGCGGCGCGGGAAAAAGCAGCCGAAGCGCAGCAGCGACGUGUAUACCGCGCCCGUGCUGCAGGAGCUGUACUUGCAGGACAAUCGUCUGGAGGAACUUCCGCCGGAACUCUUUUCCCUCCCCUCGAUGACAAGCCUGGACGUUUCCAACAACAAGCUACGCGCGUUACCACCACAGAUGUGGCAAGCUCCAGCGCUGCGAGACCUCAAUGCCGCGCUCAACCACCUCAAAGACCUGCCGACAGGAGAUGAGGGCGUACCGGAGGUGCAGCAGCAAGCCUCCCCCUCGGAGUCCUCGUCGCCCAGCGCCUCCCCCUCCGUCCACUCCGCACCGUUCGCUUUCGACCAAUCAAAUUCAUCUUCCCGAAGUCCAUCUCUGGACGUGAGCGAGUCCUCUCCCGACGAAGACGACAUCCCCACGCUCGGUAACCGCGCCGGAAAUGCCGUAUGGUCGGAGGCGCGGCGCGCGCACGCGUGGCGCGGGGCCCGGGCGGCGUCCCCCGCCCGCAGUGCGGAGCCCCCCUCCGAGGGCAGCUGCCUCACGUCUCUCAACUUGGCUCACAACCAGUUCUCGUGUGUGCCGGCCCCCCUCGCAUGUCGAGCUCCGGCACUGACCAGGCUCAACAUGGCCUACAACAAUCUCAGGUCCAUGUCGUACGUGACGUCGUACCCGACCAGCCUGCGCCAGCUGGACCUGAGCCACAACGAGAUCACGUGCUGGCCGAGCCUGCCGCAGGUGGAGAGCUUCGGCUCGGGCGGCGCGGACCCGCUGCGCUGCUACUGCGCGCGCCGCGCCGCCCGCGCGCGCCCGCGCUCCUCGGGCUCCGUGCGCGCGCAGCUGCUCAGCGCCGCCUGCCCCGCGCGCCGCCACCUGCGCCUCGAGGGGCUGCGCACGCUGAUUUUAGCCAACAACAUGCUAACACGUAUCCAGCUGACGACGGACGACGACGGACUCGUGCCGGCGGCGGAACCCAGCAGUGACGAAAACGACGACGAAUGGAGCAGUCGCGGCUCCCUGAAGGCGCGGCUGCUGUUCCCGCUGCUGUCGAUGCUGGACGUGUCGAGCAACCUGCUGCGCGCCGUGCCGCCCGCGCUGCACCUGCUGACCAACCUCGCCGUGCUCAACCUCAGCGGGAAUAAAGACAUCACCGACUUGCCGCCCCAGAUGGGCCUGCUGACCCGCCUCUGGAACCUGAACACGGUGGGCUGCUCGCUGCAGGAGCCGCUGCGCUCCGUCGUGCGCGGCGGACGGUGUCGCAGUGUGGACGUGGUGGGCUACCUGCGCUCCGUGCUGCAGGAGGCCAAGCCCUACGCGCGCAUGAAGCUAAUGGUGGUCGGAGUGCAGGGCAUCGGCAAAACCAGUCUGCUGGAGUGCUUGAGGCAGGAGUCCGCCAUUCAUCACCGGAGGAAACCGACGGAACACUGGGCGAAGCGCAUGGGCAACAAGUCAUCCCGUCGCGGCAUGUCGACCGUGGGCGUGGACAUCGGCGCGUGGGUGUACGAAUCGCAGCGCUCGCAGCGCGGCCCGCUCACCUUCCGCACCUGGGACUUCGGGGGGCAGCAGGAGUACUACGCCACCCACCAGUACUUCCUAUCGAAGCGCUCCCUCUACCUGGUCGUAUGGAAGGUCACCGACGGGAGGAAAGGACUCGCAAGCGCCUUGCAAUGGCUGAGGUCGAUCCAGGCGCGCGCGCCGGGCUCGCCCGUCAUCAUGGUGGGGACGCACUACGACCAGGUCAACAACAGCAAGAUGAGCGAGAGCGAGAGUCCGAUGGCGCUGCAGCGCCUCAUCCGCGGGGCGGUCAUGGCGGCGCCCGACGCCGACAAGCUGGGCCUGCCGCGCGUGCUCGACUCCGUCGAGGUGUCGUGCAGCACGCGCCACAAUAUCAAACUCCUCGCCGACAUCAUCUACUCCGUGGCCUUCAGCGUCAAACCUCCCGGCAGCAAGGAGCCGCUGCUGGAGCAGCGCGUGCCGGCGACGUACCUCGCGCUGGAGGAGUGCGUGCACGCGCUGGCCGCCGACCUCAAGGAGCCCGUGCUGCGCCACGAGCAGUACAAGCGCCUGGUGACUCAGUACAUGCAGCAGAAGAAUCUCCGAAUGUUCCGCGACGCGGCCGAGCUGCACCAGGCGACCAUGUUCCUUCAUGAAAACGGCGUGCUGCUGCACUACGACGACGCCACGCUGAAGGAGCUGUACUUCGUGCGGCCGCAGUGGCUGUGCGACGUGCUGGCGCACGUGGUGACCGUGCGGGAGGUCAACCCCUUCGCCAGCAACGGCAUCAUGCGCGUCGAGGACCUGUGCCACGUGUUCAAGGCGUCGCCGGCGCUGGGGGCGGGCGACGAGGCGCGCUCGCUGGGCGCCUCGCUGCUCAACAAGUUCGAGCUGGCGCUCUGCUGGGACGCGCGCUCGCUGCUCGUGCCGCCCCUGCUGCCCGAGCGGGAGCCGCGCUGCCCGCAGCUGGCGCUCAAGUCGCGUGCCUGGCCCGGCACGCCGCGCCGCGCCGCGCCCCCCGCCGCCCUCUCCGCCGCCCUCUGCGCGCCCCGCGGGACCGACUCGCCGCUGCUCAUACGUGAGUCGCUGCCCGAGUGCGCCGGCGCCGCCCGCGCCCGGGGCGCCGCCCUAACGAGCCCGUCGGCAGAGGACGGCGGCGGCGUCUCGGUGGCGGCGCGCGCGGGGGGGCGCGGCGUGCGGCGCCUGCUGCUGCUGUCCUACGUGCCGCGCGGCUUCUGGGCGCGCCUGUGUGCGCGCGUGCUGGCCGACCCCGCGCUGGCGCUGCACGCCCCCGCGCUGUACUGCGCGCCCCGCGAGAUGGAUAUCGACGAGAGCGUGGCGAAGGCUCUCGAUUUCAACUGGUCGUGGAAGCUCUGGAAGACCGGUCUCAAGCUGGUGUGCGGGGAGCUGGUGCUGCUGGCGCUGCGCGAGCUCCCGCCGCGGUACGACCCCCUCCUGGGGGCCGUGGGGGACGAGGACGAGCCCGACGAGCUCUACCACUCGAUCAGGUUCCGCGUGCGCGCGGAGGGCACGUGGAGCGAGCUGGACGUGCAGUCCUCGGCGUGCGUGGAGCUGCUGCUGCCCGCGCAGGUGUGCGUGGUGCGGCGGGACGACGGCUUGCCGCUCGCCGGCUGUCAGAGCCUCAGUCUGGAACCGAACCCCGAAGUGUUAACGAAGGUGCUAGCUUUGGUGUCCGACCAUGUGGACUUGUUGCUCGAAGAUUGGUACCCAUCCCUCGGUACCCGCUUUGUGCACACGUCGGAGGGCCGCUGCCUGAUCACCCGCGUGGCCCCCUGCCCCGCGUGUCUCACCGACGCACAGAACGAGGCGCACGACUCGCACCACGCGCACCAGCACGAGCCCGACAAACACUUCGCACAGGUUUUCAAAAGGUUAGAGCUCGGCGGCGGAGAGCCGCGGCGGCUGCGGCUCUCCGAAGAGUCGCGAGCCUCGGAUGGCGACAGUGGAGUAGGAGCAGAGUCCAACACGUCGUCUCGCAUGGGCUCGUCCGAGGGCGUCUGCAGCAGUCCGGCGCUCGUGGCCACGUGCUGGACGCUAGAGGAGUGCGUGCUGGCCGCCUGCACGUCCGCCCCCCUGCGCUGUCCGCACCACCCCGACGUGCAGCUGGCCGACGUGGCACCCGACACGCUCCUUCUGGACGUGGAGGAGGAAAAACGUGCCCGCUGGGAGCACAUCACUCGCACGGCCGUCGCCGGUCGCGGAGCCUUCGGUACCGUCCUCACUGGCACGUGGCGGCGUCCCGGGGCGAAGCCCUGUCCCGUCGCAGUGAAGGCGCUCCAGCCCGUGGCCCCGCCCUCCGCGCACGACAUAGCAGCUAUGCAGGCGUAUAAGGCGGCCGCGUCCCGCUGGGAGCGCGACGCGCAGGGCGGCGCGUGCCGCGCGUACUGCGGGCUGCGCCAGGAGCUGGGCAUCCUGUCGCGCCUGCGCCACCCGCACGUGCUGCCGCUGCUGGCCGCGUGCGCCGCGCCGCUGGCGCUGCUGCUGGCCGAGGCGCCGCGGGGCUCGCUGGAGGGCGCGCUGCGGCGCUACCGGGGCUGCGGCGCGCGCGUGGGCGUGCGGGCGGCCGGCGCGCUGGCGCUGCAGGUGGCGCGCGCGCUGGAGUACCUGCACGCGCAGCGGGUGCUCUACCGGGACCUCAAGUCGGAGAACGUGCUGGUGUGGUCGCUGCCGUCGCCGCAGGAGGCCGAGGAGGCGGAGUGCGGUCCCGACCCCAUCGACGUGCACGUCAAGCUGGGAGACUACGGUAUAUCCCGUCUGGCCCCGCCGUCCGGGACUAAGGGCUUCGGCGGCACGGAGGGCUUCAUGGCGCCCGAGAUCAUGAGGUACAACGGAGAGGAGGAAUACACCGAGAAGGUCGACUGCUUCUCCUACGGGAUGCUGCUCUACGAAAUCUUCACGCUGCGACAACCGUUCGAGGGCCACGAGGCGGUCAAGGAAGCCGUGCUCGAAGGAGCCCGGCCGCCGCUGUCGCCCAGGGACCUGGAGUACCCGUGCGGCAUGCUGGAGACCAUGCGGCGCUGCUGGAGCGGCGCGCCCGAGCUGCGGCCGUCGGCGGCGGCGCUCACGGCCGUGUGCGCGGCGCCCGAGUGGCGCGCCCUGCAGGACGCCGCCGCCGCGCGGCCCGCGCGCGCCGCCGCCGCCGCCGCGCUGCGCCUGCCCGGCGCCCCCCCCGCCGCCGCCGCCGACGUGUGGUACGCCGGCGCCGAGCCCGAGCGCGCGCACUCGCUCACCGCCACCGCCGCCGCCUUCGCGCACCACCACACGCUGCGCGUGCCGCCCGACAAUGCGGAGCCGGUGCUGGUGACGGCCAUGUGUCGCGUGGGCGCCGACAUGUGGCUCGGAGACUCCGUCGGCAGAAUAUUCGUCUACACCAUUGCGACGUGCGCGCUGUCGUGGAGCGUCCGCCUGCAGGACGCGGUGGGCGGAGCGCCCAGUGCCGUCGCAGACCUGCAGCUGCUCGCACCGCUACCUAAGGUCGCCGUCGCGCUCGCGUGUGGCAGACUGUUUCUGGUGACGUCGGAGCGACCGGAGGAAGAGGGCAGCUUCGUGCUGACGGAGCUCGGCGCGGCCACCGAGCUGAGCUGCCUCGCCGCGGUGCCGGCCGAGGACGGCGUGGAGGUGUGGGCGGGGGGCCCCGAGCUGCACGCGUACGCCGUGCGCGCGGAGGGCGUGAGCGCGGCCGAGCAGCUGCGCGCGCCCGCCCGCCUGGCGCUGCUCUGCGCUGCGCCGCUCGCGCGCUCCGUGCUCGCCGCCGCGCGCGCCGACGUGUUCGUGUACGCGUGGUGCGCGCGCACGCGGAGCCCCACGGCGCGCCUCGACUGCAGCAAGCUGGUGCCCUGCUCCGAGAGCCUGCAGUCCAUCGCCAUCGACGAGCACCUCGGGGCGGAGCGCUGCAUGGUGACGGCGCUGGCGGCGUUGGGCGAGCAGGCGCUGGUGGGCACGGCGUGGGGCUGCGUGGUGGUCGCGCACGCCGCCUCGCUGCGGCCGCUCACCGUGUUCCGCCCCUACGAGGAGGAGGUGCGCGCGAUCGUCCCGCUGCCGCCGGGCGGCGACCGCCGGCAGACGCAGCUCGUCACCUUCGGCGCCGGGUACCGCCCGCUGCUGCAGAGAUACGCCCCUGCACAGUCCAACAACACGACGACCUACUCCGGCUUCUACUGCUUGCUCUGGAACGCCCAGCACUGGCUGCCGGACUAGCCGCCUCGCGCGUCGGCUCGCGCGGGGCCUGCGAUUUCUGGGACGAUGUCACGAAUGCGGAUGUUGGAAGCGUCGUUUUUUCGAAUUUAUUAUAUUUGUAAUAAAAAACGGCCAAAACAUAUUUAUAUUUGCUUUCAGGUAAGGUCUAAAACGUGCGAUCGUUUUGCGGGUUGCGUUUUAUAGAAGUGCCGUCUGUUAUGGCAGACGAAUGGCGCAGGAAUACAUUUUGUACGUUCCGAUGGCAGGAGGUGUGAGAACGGACCUUAGAGUUACACUUUCUAUGCGAUUACGGCUCAGCUGUGCUAUGCCCCACACAGGCAGCAUUUGACAUUUAUUUAUAUGCACUUUAAUUUGACUUCCAAAAUAACGCAAGUGACGACUCGCGACUUUCGCGACAUUUUCCGCGACUCCAUAAUGAGAGUAUUUGUAUACUUUCUGUUAAGUGUUAAAAUAUAAGUCUGAUUUUCACUUGAAGUAUUACGGUGAGUUUGAAUGGACUGUUUAGCCAAAAGACUAAUUUAUUUAACUAUCAUAAUUAUAGUAAUUACAAAAAACUAUUAAGACCGUUAACGUUACAGCUGCAUGUGAUACACGAGCCGCCUUAGACAAAUGCGGAGCGGUUUGUGUUUGGUUAUAGUUCUAGAUCAUUCUACGGAACUGGAUCGUCAAAGUCAUUAGUCAUGUUCCAGACAAACGCGCUCCGUCUUAGACUGCAGGUCUGUAUCGUACUUAACAUCAGCUAUGAACGUCGUCAAGCGUAAAAUGACAGAUAAUAAUCAAUCAUUUUGUUGGGAAACAUCCCCAAACUUCACAUCACAACAAUUUAAUUUGUUUAAAUUAUUAUAAGAGCCGAGAUGGCCCAGUGGUUAGAACGCGUGCAUCUUAACCGAUGAUUUCGGGUUCAAACCCAGGCAGGCACCACUGAAUUAUGUGCUUAAUUUGUGUUUAUAAUUCAUCUCGUGCUCGGCGGUGAAGGAAAACAUCGUGAGGAAACCUGCAUGUGUCUAAUUUCAACGAAAUUCUGCCACAUGUGUAUUGCACCAACCCGCAUUGGAGCAGCGUGGUGGAAUAUGCUCCAUACCUUCUCCUCAACGGGAGAGGAGGCCUUAGCCCAGCGGUGGGAAAUUUACAGGCUGAUUAUGUUAUGUUAUGUUUUUAUUAUCAUUUUCAUAUAAAACUAAUUUGUCCAUCGUAUACUGUACUAGGAAUAUUUUUAUAUCUGUGAUGUUGAAAUUAUGACAUGUUUAUAUUUUUUUCGUCACUUGGAAUAAGAGUUAGUUACGUAAAUAACUCACUACUCCCCAUUACAUUAAAAUAUUAAUCUACGAUUUGAACUUGAAAUUAUGUAAUUUGCUUUUAUUGGAUGGUGAUUGGUCGACGGCAGCUGAUCUCAAAAUUUACGACCAAUGAGCUUCAAGUAUUUAACCAGUUCAAUAAAUUUGGAUCUCAGUGUCUAAUAGUGUCUGUGGUUUUGUGGAUGAAUCUUAUGUUUUCUUUAUGUUGUGUUUAUUUUAAAAAUAUACGGUCUGAGUUAAAUAACCCGUUAGAGACAAAAACUUUAACUUUAAUGAAGGCGUUUUAUA
Messenger RNA from Vanessa tameamea, 9362 nucleotides. It is a transcript of the gene Lrrk, whose product is annotated as leucine-rich repeat serine/threonine-protein kinase 1. The record is from RefSeq and is a predicted model, not a curated record. Gene Ontology annotation, molecular function: protein binding; ATP binding; protein kinase activity. Bases 79 to 7779 code for a protein of 2566 amino acids. The transcript is spliced from 49 exons. NCBI's taxonomy places the organism in Eukaryota, Metazoa, Arthropoda, Insecta, Lepidoptera, Nymphalidae. Gene Ontology annotation, biological process: protein phosphorylation.